This is a messenger RNA of Anoplophora glabripennis (Asian longhorned beetle), 1749 nucleotides long. Its product is annotated as sodium-dependent serotonin transporter. Gene Ontology annotation, biological process: serotonin uptake; sodium ion transmembrane transport. NCBI's taxonomy places the organism in Eukaryota, Metazoa, Arthropoda, Insecta, Coleoptera, Cerambycidae. The coding region runs from base 235 to 1749 and encodes 504 amino acids. The transcript has 9 exons. The record is from RefSeq and is a predicted model, not a curated record. Gene Ontology annotation, molecular function: serotonin binding; serotonin:sodium:chloride symporter activity. Gene Ontology annotation, cellular component: neuron projection; membrane.
AAGAAGUCGCCGAAUAAAAACAAGGACGGCAAAGGCAAUAAACAGAAUAAAGACAACGUGACCAGGGUCGUUGUUGUGGCGUUAACACCAGAAAGGCGAAGAGAAACAUGGAACAAAAAGGUGGAGUUCCUCCUUGCCGUGGUAGGCUUCGCUGUGGACCUGGGGAAUGUUUGGAGAUUUCCCUACAUCUGUUAUCAAAAUGGUGGAGGUGCCUUUCUGAUUCCGUAUACCAUCAUGCUCAUUUUUGGUGGCCUUCCGCUUUUUUAUAUGGAGUUGGCCCUGGGGCAAUUUCAUAGAAGUGGUUGCCUUACUAUAUGGAAGAGAAUAUGUCCUGCAUUAAAAGGUGUGGGAUACGCGAUAUGUCUAAUGGAUAUCUACAUGGGGAUGUACUACAACACAAUAAUCGGGUGGGCCUUAUAUUACCUCAUCGCAUCCUUCCAGUCAGAGUUACCGUGGACGAAAUGUACAAACGAUUGGAACACCGUGUUCUGUAGACCUGUUACUGAACUUCUUCCUAACAGUACCGCCUCUAGCCCAGCGAGGGAGUUUUUUGAGAGGGAAGUUUUGGAACAAUACAAAUCCGACGGCCUCAACAGAAUGGGUCCUAUAAAACCAGCAUUGGCCUUGUGUGUUUUUGCAGUUUUUAUACUAGUUUAUUUUUCUUUGUGGAAAGGAGUUAGAAGCACAGGCAAGGCGGUAUGGAUAACGGCUCUCGCCCCCUAUGUCGUCCUGAUAAUCCUGCUGGCUCGCGGAGUCUCGCUGCCCGGAGCCGCCGACGGCAUCCGCUACUACCUCACACCGGAAUGGGACAAGCUCUACAACUCCAAGGUGUGGAUAGACGCGGCCUCGCAGAUUUUUUUCUCGCUUGGUCCGGGUUUCGGCACGCUGCUGGCCCUCUCCAGCUACAACAAGUUCAAUAACAACUGCUACAGAGACGCCAUCUUAACGAGCAGUAUCAAUUGCCUGACCAGUUUCUUGGCCGGGUUCGUGAUUUUCUCCGUUUUGGGGUACAUGGCACACGUGCAGCAUAAGAGCAUAGAGCAGGUCGGAUUGGAAGGCCCCGGUUUGGUGUUUAUCGUAUAUCCAGAAGCAAUAGCCACGAUGAGCGGUUCUGUCUUUUGGUCCAUAAUUUUCUUUCUCAUGCUCAUCACCCUUGGAUUGGACAGUACGUUCGGUGGCCUAGAGGCGAUGAUUACGGCCCUCUGCGAUGAAUACCCGAAAGUCCUAGGGAGGCAUCGCGAGACAUUUGUUGCUGUUCUGCUCUUCGGUAUUUACAUUUGUGCCUUGCCAACAACAACUUAUGGUGGAGUGUACUUAGUAAACAUGUUGAAUGUCUACGGUCCUGGGCUGGCCAUCCUCUUCGUGGUCUUUGUAGAAGCUGCGGGUGUUUGCUGGAUAUACGGUACGGAUAAUUUUGCUAGGGACAUCGAGAAAAUGAUUGGGCACCGUCCUGGCUUAUUCUGGAGGAUCUGUUGGAAAUACAUUAGUCCUAUAUUUAUUUUAAUCAUCUUCGUGUUCUCUCUGUUAAGCCACGAACAAAUGUUGGGAACAGAGUACGCCUACCCCGAGUGGAGCCUACAAGUUGGGUACAUACUCACAGCUUCUUCCAUUGUGUGCAUACCGAUAUAUGUCAUAUAUAAGUUCGCCAUCACUCCAGGAAAUCUGAUGCAGAGGUGGAAAAUGAUUUGGCAAGCGGAACAUUCAUCAGACAAUAGUGCACUAACCUACUGUGGGGGCACCGAGGUGUGA